AAAAGUAAAAGGCGGCGAUCUAGACGGCAACCUGCGCGCGUGCGCCGAAGGUGUCUUCGAUGCCCCGUAUAGAGGAGGCGCCUCAACUGGGGCUGUGGUGCUGGCGCAGGCGCAGUGAGAGCUGGUUGGGGCGGAGGAGGAAGUGAGGUUAGCGUUUCGGGUCUGGAGCCAUCCGGGAGCGGCUUUCUUGCUUUUCGCAAGGCGGCUGCCGGGGAGAAGGGCUGCUUACCGCGUUCCUCCGCUUUACCCAGCAGGCCUGUGACUGCUUGUUUAUUUGGAAGUUUGGUUUUCCCUGCCUAUACUCACCAUGAGCCCAGCUGAUACGAAGCGUUGUGGGACCAAACGUCGGAAAAAUAAAAAAGGUAGUGGCUUUGGCCCAUCAAAUCUAGCUGGAGUCUUCGAGGUCAAAUCUGUAGGACCAUCUUCCAUUAUCGCCCCCUCCUGCUCCUCAUUCUCCCCCUCAACCCCAUCUACUUCUACUAUAGCGUACCUGCAGUCUUCCACCACCAACACAGCUUCUUCUAGCACUGAAAAUGGCCUUCUGGCAGCAGCUGCCACAGCUACCCCCUUGAUUCCUAGUGAAAGAAUGAAGAAGGCCGAGUUUCAGAAAAAGCGCUGUGGAGGAACAAUUAAUUCUAGACAAACUCGCAAAAGAAAUAGAAUUAGCAACUCAGCUCCUGAAACAGCUUCACAAGAACCAAUUGAUCUUGAAGUUAAUACCUGUGAAGAAGUAGUAGACCUGACUUGUGAAUCUUCAGAACCAAUAGUAGUUGAUCUUACACACAAUGAUUCUGUUGUGAUUGUUGAAGAAAAUGUUUGUCAACAACAAAAUCAAGAAUUAAGAAGUCAGCAACUCCCUGACAGCUGUAUAUUAAGUAGUGAUGAUGAUGAACCAAGAGAUGAAGUGAUUCUGACUAACACACUACCUAAAGAAUUGGAAUUACUAGAAGAUGGUAUUUCAAGUUCACACCGUUCAGGUACUGUGAGUUGCCCAAUUUGCAUGGAUGGGUAUUCAGAGAUUAUUCAGAAUGGACGGCUCAUUGUAUCAACGAAGUGUGGUCAUGUCUUCUGUAGCCAGUGCCUCCGUGAUUCUCUAAAAAAUGCUAAUUCUUGCCCAACUUGUAGGAAGAAACUUGGCUACAAACAAUAUCAUCCAAUUUAUAUAUGAAGCUUAGAUCCUUCUCCAAAGAAUCUAAAUUGAACUCUUCUGAAUGCUUCAUAAACAUAUAUUUUCAGCAAACAAUAGAGUAUUAUAGUUGCCCAGAUGUGACAGUUAAUGUGCAGACCAUUAUGGAUGUUUAUCAGUAUGUGAGCUUGUUUUUUGUUCGGUUAAUCAUAUGAAGUUGGCUUUACAGUCCACUAAAGUAUGUGGAUGUUUGAAGGACAGUUCCAGUGAAAGCAAAUUGGUAUUGCCAUGCUGUUAUUCAAGAAUUUGGAUGACACCUCUACAAGAUAGUUUUUGACUUCAGAUGACAGGAUGAAAAUAUGUUUUAAUUUGUCCAAGAUACAAGUCAUGCUUAUGAUAAUGUGAGUAAUAGCAGCCAGUUAGUAACCCUGCAUUUUUCUUUUUGCAUUUCAUUCUCAAAAAAUUGAACCCACAUUUGUUUCCUGCUAAUAUUCUACCUUUUAUGUGAACUUCUGCAUUUCCAAGGAGACUAUAUUUUGUAGCCAAGGUGCACCACAUUUUUAACAUCAAAUUUAUUUUGAAGGCAUUUUUGGAAGACAGAUUAGUAGGACCAUAACUGUAGAAAAUGUUUGACUCUUUAGAGUAUAACCAUAAAUAUUUUCUGUACACACCUAACUUACAAAAGUAUAAGUUGAAACGUACUUCAUCACCAUCUCAGAAAAAGACAAAGAGGAAUCUGAGUUCUGGCAUAAGUUUAUAGUACAAAUAUUUGAUAGGAUGAAGAUAAUGAAAGCUGUCUUUAAGUAAAUACAUGUUCAUAAUGGUGUACUGAGUACCUGAUAAUUUUAAUAAUUUUUCAUUGCUAAAACUUAACUAAUAGGUUUGAUCAUGACCAUAUAUAAGUUACUGGGUUGAUUUUAUAAUUUGUAAGGUUGAUUUCUGAACUCCCAAUGAUUCAUUCAUUUCUCUUUAUGUAGUCAUGCAGUGCAGAUUGAACAUUUUUAAUGGCUAUACUUUCACUAUUCCUUUUUUCCAAAUAUGUGCAUUUUGAAAAUAAUAAGAAAGCCCUUAUUAGACUGACUGCCAUUGACAAAUGAUCAGAAUGGUACAGCAUGAAAUAUGCAACAAUAAGUUUAAUAUUAAGAAUUUUUGGAAGCGCUUCUUUUGGGGUAUACCCACAUAUCAUUUUGGAGCUUCAUAUUUUUGCUGUAAGCUACACUGAUGAAAAUAUAGAACUUAUACUGUAUAUCUUAGUAAGCAGAAGGAAGUGAGCCAUGCAGUCUGGAUAGGUAAUUUGCGUUCUAUUAUCUAUGUUACUGAUGCUUAUUGUAUAACCAUGAAGGGUUUCUUAACAACUACCUUUUAAAUAUAAUUUAUAAUUACAAAACAUCACAAAUAUGCAAUGUAGAAACAAUCUCUCUGCAGUAUUAGGAGUUUCAAUAGAAUAUUAAAUAUGUUUCCAUUUUUAGAAUGUUGAAAAUGUUAUGGAUUCCCCUAUCCAUUUAUAUUAGGACAGUAAAAAAUCAAGGUGUGUAUAGAUGAGAAAAAACAUUUUGUUUCAAACACAGAACAAAACCAUUCCAUUCUGGAGGUUCUGUCAAGCUUUGUUGGGCCUUUCACAGUCCAGCUUUAGCUUUGGCUGUUCUAGAUUUUGGAUGAAAUUGGUACAUGUCACCCCCUUCUCUCUUUCUCCCCCAGCUCCCAGAAAAGAACAAAUCAAAGUGUUUAUUUUUUCCCCCUCAGCAGCCUUGCUAAUAUUCCAGUAUGGCACAUCCUAAUGCCCUGUUUGCUGCCACAUCCCCACCCCCCCAUCUUUCCAGGAUAUUCCCUCCCUCCUCUAAGCCACCACUGCUGAUGUUCCAGCAAGGCACAGCCCGCCUGCUUCCUGGACUUCCUGACACUUUCUUCCCUUAUCUUCUCUCAGCUGCUGAUAUCCUUGGCUUUUUCCCCACUUGCAACCACUUCUGCUCAGAACAGAGCAGCCCCAUUUCUUUCUGUAUACGUGAUAAAGCAUCUAAAACAUGCACGCCUCAGUUCAGACCUGGACUACCCAAAACCACUAGUUUAAGGCAUGGAAUGAUUUGUACAUCCCUAGUAAGAACAUAAAACCUUAUCUGGAAUUUCCUUUGGGUGUUCAGAGCCUGCAUAUCCAUGAGCAAUUCCCACAUGCUUAGAGACUGCUAUUUAAUCAAUUGUAUCCAUGUAAUUAGUUCAUUCAGAUGCAUUAAGAGCUAUUCACUGAAAUCAUUCUCUAAUACAACUUUAGAAAUCAGCAUAGCUUUUACAUUAUUCAAAUCCAGUUAUGCCUGUUAAAAUUUUCAUUAUCCUAGGAACACUUUUUGUCUCCUGUAUUGGAGUUCUUGUAAAUAUAAAACUUAGCUUACAUGAGUAUUUGUGAAUCAUCUCUGGGCAACUGGAGUAACCCAUGCCAGUUAAAAUCUAGAACCAUUUUAAGAAAGUAAGGGUGGAUUCUAUCUGUUGCUUUUGAAUUAAGUAGUGAUUGCUUUUGGUUAAAUAUGAUAGGAUCAGAAUUCAAAUGAAUCUAGUUGUGUAACAUGAAAAAAAACUGCACAAUUUGUUCAUAUUAUUCUAUUAUAAUUUGUCAUUCAUUCAAGCCUGCUUUGAUCUGCAAUGCUUACCCUUUUUCCCCACCCAGCUUUUGAGAUUUCUGCUAGUUAGCAAGCACAUCAACUGUAGCAUUAGAUAUUAAAUACAUUUUGGCUGUAUUUUAAUGUAAUGUUAGACCAUUGUUCAGUAGUUCAUAUAUAAGCCUCAGAGGGUGUGUUCUUCCCUUCUCUAAUAAAAUCUAUGUUGAAGGCUUUUGCUCCCCUCCCCCCACCAAUCACAGUCUUUUUGCUAGGGAAGGGAAAGUGCACAAAUUUUUGAUUAAAUGUGAUCAAUAUUACAUCCUAACCAUUUUUAGCAUUUUCAAAAUAAAACCUAAACACCAUUCUGAAUUUGUUUUCAAGGAAAGUGACAUUGGUUUAUACAAAUAUACAUAAUUUCAAGAACUAAUGGGCAAAUAUCUAUAUUCUCUUCCAUCUAUAAAGGUGUAGAAUCCAUGCUUUUUACUUAUUUAUAUAUAUCUGUGUCUCUGUAUCAUGUUUGUGUUAGCAGAUUAGACAAAUUUUAUUGCAGAUAAAAGUAAAGCUUUUUAUGUACCUGAUCUUUUCACACAUGUAUUAUGCAAGAAUAUAUAUAGGGAGAAUUGGGACGUUUAAUGGUACAGGUGCUAUGUAUAAAGAACAUGAUAAGAAUGCUUACUGGUGAAUUUGAAUAAAUGUACACCACAAAAAGAGUCUUGGCUAAUUGAGGAAAUAAGUUUUUAUAAGAACUUGGCCAAUUUCUGAGAUAGGCUUUAGAUGGGGUUUAAUUCUCAUAGGCACAACUUGGAAGAUCUAAAGGCUUCUUUGUACAUGAUGGGUUUAAAGUCAAGCAAACCAGCUCAAGCAAACAGUGCUCAAAAUCUUAGAAGCAGGAAAAGAAGGUAAGCUGAUACAUCAAACUAGUGUAGGUUGUAAAGUACUUGAUAUCUGAACAUAUUAACUUUUCAGCUGAGAAGGUUGCAGUAGACUUAAAAAUCACUGUAAUAAGUGUUUGGUCACCAAGUUUCAAAAUUCUAAGAAGUUAUUAAACUUGGAUAUAAUAUAUAAAAUAAUAAAUCAACAUUUAGUUUUUAAUAACUUUAUAACAUUGAAAGAACCAUUGGCUCCAAGUUUGUGAAUUAUUGCUCAAUCAGCCUCUGUAAUUGCACUAUUCAGUACCCUCAGCUAUGUUCACUGGAAAGGUUGCCUGGUAUAGAGCAAUUCUGUAUGAGUCUAUUCAGCACUCAGCCCCACUGAACGCAGCUGAGUUUUCUCCCAUCUAAAUACUAGCUAAUUAGUCUAAAGCAGCCUUCCUCAUGCUAGUGCCACCCUAACUGUUGGAUUACCCCAUUGUCUCCUACCUCCAUUGUCCACUCAGUACAUGCUGGGGAUUGCAACUACGUGACUAUUAAAAGACAUGCGUUAUGUCUAUAACAAAUAUUGCCUUUUUGAAAGUGCCAGCUUUGUUCAAUUUCUGCUGCUUGGUUUAUCAUAGCUUCUAAAUCAAGGCCAUGGAAAAGUGCCAUCUGAAAUAUAACUCUCUCUUAUUUUUAAGUGGUUUCCAUCCUUUCUUCACUUAGAUCAGUUUUCCUCAAUCUGGUAUCCUCCAGAUAUCUUACAAAUACAAGUCAGAAUUCCAAGCCAGCACGAACCACAGCAGGUUACAGAUUUGGAGGGAAUAUAGUCUUGGUACACAUGGUGGACACCAGUUUCGAGAAUACUGACCUAGAAAUUGAAAAUUGUAUGUUCCAAUGAAUUCCUGGAAUCUAUACAACCUCUACAUGAUGCAAGAUAAAACACACCAUAUUUCUA
This is a messenger RNA of Candoia aspera, 5523 nucleotides long. RefSeq names its product E3 ubiquitin-protein ligase RNF4-like. The transcript has 2 exons. Gene Ontology annotation, molecular function: zinc ion binding; transcription factor binding. Lineage: Eukaryota; Metazoa; Chordata; Lepidosauria; Squamata; Candoiidae. Gene Ontology annotation, cellular component: PML body. The record is from RefSeq and is a predicted model, not a curated record. Gene Ontology annotation, biological process: positive regulation of transcription by RNA polymerase II. Bases 308 to 1168 code for a protein of 286 amino acids.